GUAAACAUUGGCACAGUGACUUCUUUUUUACAAACGGCACUCUUCCCAAGUGCGACUGUUGACAGCAUCCCCACCAAGUUCCAACAUCUCAUUAGAAAAGAACAAGAAUUGCAUUCAAGACCCCAACAACUAUCCUUCUUUCCGCCCUCCCAAAAACUCGAAUCAAACAGCACAGAAAGAGGCAUAGGGAGAUAGAGAAGAUGGCAAUUUCCAGCGAGAAAUCGGUGGCAGAAGGCAAAGUUUGGAGUCUAUGCAAACUGCCCAGCUUUUGGAGUUCAACCAAUAAUGCUUCUCCUUCUGCUUCUUCUUCUUCAUCUUUCAGGAAUCACCCCGACAAUGGGCUGCCCGGGGAUCAUCAGCCCAGCCGCCAUAACCCCUCUGCUAAGCUUCCUUCCAUGAACAUCAAGUCUUUUCUUCCCACCCGCCGCAGGCUCAGUCUUGAUCCGCCCAACAAGUUAUACUUUUCAUAUGAACCUGGGAAGCAGGUCAAGAGCGCAAUCAGAAUCAAGAAUGUUACCAAAGCUCAUGUUGCCUUUAAGUUCCAAACAACUGCACCGAAAAGUUGUUACAUGCGUCCCCCGGGAGGUAUACUUGCUCCGGAUGAAAGCCUUAUUGCAACAGUGUUCAAAUUCGUGGAGCCGCCCGAGAAUAAUGAGAAACUAGUUGGCAAGAAGAGCAGGGUCAAGUUCAAGAUAAUGAGCUUAAAAGUAAAAGGGGACAUGGAUUAUGUGCCAGAGCUGGCAAGUAACACUUUUGAUGAACAAAAGGAUGAAGUGGCAGUUGAACAAAUACUGAGAGUAGUCUUCCUUGACGUAGAGCGCCCUUGCGCUGCACUAGAGAAACUUAAUCGUCAACUAGCAGAGGCUGAGGCAGAGCUCGAAGCACGCAAGAAGCCUCCAGAAGAUAAUGGCCCCAAAAUUGUUGGAGAAGGUCUUGUUAUAGAUGAAUGGAAAGAAAGGAGGGAAAGAUAUCUGGCUAGGCAACAUGUUGAUGGAGUUGAUUCAGUGUAAACAUUGGAAUAUGUGUAGAGAACCUUCCAAAUUCUCAGCAAUUCACCCUAAGAUCAGGGGAGCUUCACAAGUUUCUGUCAACCAUUUCUGCACUUUGAUAUCACAACCAUGUUAGCUACUGCCUGCUGCAUUCCUAUUUGUAAAUACUCUCUAAAUCUGUCUAGGAUGCUAUGAACUAAUAUCAAGCCUGAAAAGUAUUCAAUUUGGUAGCUGACAUUGAAUUA
This is a messenger RNA of Ipomoea nil (Japanese morning glory), 1234 nucleotides long. RefSeq names its product vesicle-associated protein 4-2-like. Gene Ontology annotation, biological process: endoplasmic reticulum membrane organization. Bases 201 to 1010 code for a protein of 269 amino acids. Lineage: Eukaryota; Viridiplantae; Streptophyta; Magnoliopsida; Solanales; Convolvulaceae. The transcript has 7 exons. Gene Ontology annotation, cellular component: endoplasmic reticulum membrane; plasma membrane. The record is from RefSeq and is a predicted model, not a curated record.